Molecule: messenger RNA, 2896 nt
Organism: Pomacea canaliculata
Lineage: Eukaryota; Metazoa; Mollusca; Gastropoda; Architaenioglossa; Ampullariidae
Product: thyrotropin-releasing hormone receptor-like
Exons: 4
Coding region: 574-2007 (477 amino acids)
Biological process (GO): G protein-coupled receptor signaling pathway
Cellular component (GO): membrane
Molecular function (GO): G protein-coupled receptor activity
Source: RefSeq, a predicted model, not a curated record
CGUAGAAGGGAUUAGAAAGGGAGCGAGGACAACACCCGACUGGGGAAAGAGGGAUCGAUGAGAACAGCGCUGCCAAAGACGUCGCCCCCAUCAGGCCAGCGAUGCUGCUACCGGCGACAACACUGCGCAUGCGUGCGAUCUCACGGCACGAGAGUGGUUGCGAGACUGCAGCGAGAGUGCUGGUGCCACCUGAAGGUCUGUAGGACUGCAUGAAAAGUUUGCGACAGGACCGACAUAACAGGAUUAACAGCUUUUGUAUCCUGCGCCUCUUGUCGCUGAUGAGAUCCGACGACGUUGGUGGACGUGGGUCAAGGGUGUUGGCAUCUUCGCAACAUGUCUGUCGUGUAGCUUAAAUAAACAAUGUGCGGGAAAUAUAUUCUCAAACAUGUUGUCAACAGACUCUGAUGUGUAAUCUCACGGCGUGGAACUUGACCUGCAAGUAGCUCACAUUUCAAUUUAAUUUCUCAUGGUUUGGCAGUUUCUACAUGGUGCUGCUACAAGACGAAAUCCUAAGAGAGUAAUGGUAGACAGCCCCACACCUGACGAUUUCUGAAAACUCCAGCGGCCGUCAAAAUGGCGUCUGUUUUGGAGGACCUUCAGUAUACAAGGUUGGAUGACACUAGCAUGUCUUUUCAAAACAUGAACGUCUCCUCCCUGCUGGCGAUGAUUAACGACCUGUCGGCAGACGACCGGAGGGAGCUUCUAACCUCCCUCAACAUGGCUGAGGACGAGCUGAACCGCCUGAUGGGCAGUGCUCUGGCCACACCCCUGGACAACAUGGAGCAGAUCUUCAUGCAGUUCGCCGAGUACCGGGCACACAAACUGCUCCUGCUCUACACUCCUCCCAUUCUGCUGCUGCUCGGCACCUUCGGCAACAUCUUCUCCUUCCUCAUCCUGCGGGACAAGGCCAUGAUGCGGCAGUCCACGCAUCUCUUCCUUGCCGCGCUGGCCAUCGUCGACUCCCUCGUCCUUUACAUCGGUCUCUUUCGCCAUUGGCUUGGAGAACUGACGGGAUUCGAUCCCCGGGACCAGGCUGCGUGGCUGUGCAAGGUGAUCGUCAUGCUGGGCUACACCAGCAGCGAUGUCUCCGUCUGGCUCAUCGUCGCUGUCACGGUCGAGAGAUACAUUGUUGUCAACUACCCCCUGCAGGCUACUCAGAUGUGCGUGGUGACCAGAGCCAAGCGGAUUGUUGUCGGCGUGGUGGUCGUGUUCAUGGUCAUCAACUGCCACUUCUUCUGGACAGCGGGCAUCAAGUGGAAAAAGAACUCCCAUGGCGGCCUGUACAACCCCCGCUGUGACGGUACCGAGGGCCACGAGUUUCUCGUCUCCGUCGUCUGGCCCUGGGUUGAUGCUUUGCUCUACGGUUUUGGUCCUUUCCUCAUCAUCUGCGUCUUCAACGUCUUCAUCAUCGUCAAAGUCGUGAAGGCCAACAGCGGAAGGAUAAUUCUUCAGAACCGCUGUACAAUGGUCGGCGUGAAGAACGGGACACCCACUCAACAGAACCAUCAGCAGCCUUCCCACCAACCUCAGAACACCGACAUCAAAAGCGAGAUGAGCAACAGCAACCACACCAACCGUAGCUGCACCAGUUUCCGCGUGCCAGGUCACAACCUUCGCCGCAACACUAGCGAGACCAACACCCGCCUGACCAUCAUGCUCUUGUCGGUGUCCUUCACCUUCCUGCUGACCACUCUGCCCAUGAACAUAAGCCUCAUUGCGGCGCAUUUUUGGAACCGAGAGGCUGGGGACAUCCGCCGGAUGUCUCGUUUCCAGCUCGUGACCACGAUCGCUGAGCUACUGAUGUAUCUGAACCACUCCGUCAACUUCUUCCUGUACUGCGCCACGGGUCACAAGUUCCGCAGCGAGGUCAUCAGGAAAGUUUGCGGCAAACAGCGGCCCAGCACCAUCGUGUCCGACCAUUCGCAGCACAUCUUCUGCUCCCGGAUGUGCGUCAUUGGCAACGGAUACGUAGAGAUCCGAAAAAGUGCGGACGAGACCGAAAUAUGAUGAAGCUGAGCCAGACGAUAAGUACGACAAGGGAAGUGGAUAGUCAAGUGCUGAGAGCGCUGGCGUCCGAACUGAAGGUGCGCUGGUUCAAUUCCCGAUUAUCGCAGCAAACUUUUCCCAGUCAACCCAGCCACCGGAAAUAGGUACCUGACUCUACAGAGGGUUGGGAAGGUAAGGCAGCAAGGGAGAGGAGAUGGACACUGCCCUCAUGUAAAACUAAAAAAGUGAGAUGUCUUCUCUAACACCUCACGUGCAGAUGACCUGAAAAGGUUAGGGGAUGACCUUUACCUUUACCCUAUAAUGUUUUGAGCGUGUUGACGAUGCAGCGGUGGUGUGAUCAUGUUUACCACAACACAACUCGCUGCUAAACAUCGAGAGAAGUAUAUUCCACAAAGCAUAGACACCGCGACUUCAAAUAAUUAAUAUUUUCUGUCAACAUUUGUGUCAUUUAUUUUUAGUCGAAUCGUUGACACAUAUAACAAUCAGCAGGAUGCUCAUUAGAAACUGAGAAGAAGAAAGAAGGAAAGUGAUUUAUCGUUUACUGAAAGACUAUUACUACGAUAUUCCAGAGUCCUCACAGCAGUUUUUACCUCACCGGUAAUCAGCGACAUUUGACACUGAUGUGGCGCUGUAAACUUUGACAUAAACAUUGUCUGCCUAAUGAGAACGAAACGGUUCGUGGCCAGCAAAUGUCUCAGCGUGAGAAAAAGAGGUCUCAGGUGAGCUCAUCUAAAUGUCAUCGUCCGUAAUAACAUGGUUAUUAUCAUAUCCAGGACCAAUGUCACCCUCCACGACGAACUGAGUCUCAAGUCGCGCGGAACCGUUUUGUGCUCGAGGCCCCGAAAGGUGACAGGGGUCAGUUUUGUGCACUUUGAUUUUUCUUUCAAAA